UUAAGGGGACUGGACGCGCGACUCACUCUUCUCGCGGUGCCCGAGCUCGCGCACCACAGUCUCCACCGUCUCGAAGGAGCAGCGCGGGCCCGCGAGAAUCAUGGACGCGCCGAGCCCCGGAGAGCCCGGGGCGCUCGACCCCGCGGAGGAGCCCACAAGGAGUGGGAUCGCGAGCCGGACCCGAGCCUGGCGGGGCUUUGGUCCCGUGGAGCCGAUCGUCUUCUUGGCCAGCUUCUCCUUGGUGCUGCAGGGACCGCUCACCACCCAAUACCUGUGGCACCGCCUGGGCGCAGAAGUGGGCUACAACGGCACUAGUCGGGGGGGCGGCUGCAACCACACCUCGGACCCCAAGCAGCAGGAAGUGGAGACACUGACCUCCCACUGGAGUCUCUACAGCAAUCUGAGUGGCUUCUUCGUGGGGCUCUUCUCGGCCACCUUGCUGGGCCCAUGGAGUGACUCUGUUGGAAGACGCCCGCUGCUGGUGCUGGCCUCUACUGGCCUUCUCCUUCAGGUCAUUGUGAACAUCAUCGUUGUAUCCUUGGACCUCCACGUGGGCUACCUCGUCCUGGGCCGCGUGCUCUGCGCCUUCCUAGGGGACUACAACUCCCUGCUGGCCUCCGGCUUCGCCUCUGUGGCCGACGUCAGCACCACCAGCACUCGGACCUUACGCAUGGCCGUGAUGGAGGCCUGCCUCGGGAUAUCCGGCAUGUUGGCCGGCAUCUUGGGGGGCCACUGGAUCAAGGCUCAGGGCUACCAGAACCCCUUCUGGCUGGCGCUGGCCACACUGAUCACCGCCACACUCUACGCAGCCUUUGUGUACCGAGAGUCGGUACUGGAUCCGCAGAGGGCGCCCCUCUUCACUCUCCGGCACUACCGGUCCGUGUUCCAGCUCUUCGCAGCCCCUGCCCCGGGGAAAUCCAGGAAGCACUUGGCUCUCUACCUGCUGGCUCUCUUCCUGGUGCUCACCGUUCAUUAUGGAACCUGGGACAUCAUCGUGCUGUACGAGCUCAGCUGGCCCCUGUGCUGGGGCUCCAAUCUGAUCGGCUACGGCUCAGCGGCCCAGCAUCUGUCCUACCUGGUCAGCCUGGCACAGGUGUGGCUCUUCCAGCUUUGCCUCAGGGACAGCUGGAUGGCGGAGGUCAGCCUCGCCUUCAAUGUUGUGGGGCUGCUGGUGUUUUCUGUGGCCAAGACGACGGCGCUGAUGUUUAUAGGGUAUGGGAUCCUCUCUUUCUCGCUGGUGAUUACCCCAGUGAUCCGAGCCAAGCUCUCCAAGCUGGUGGACAAAUCUGAACAGGGUGCUCUGUUCUCGUGCAUUGCCUGUGUGAGUGGAAUCGCCAUGAUGUCAGCCACAGGAGUCUUCAAUUCCCUCUAUCCAGCCACACUGAACUUCAUGAAGGGCUUCCCCUUCCUUCUGGGAGCUUUCAUUCUUCUCAUCCCAGCCAUUCUGAUUGGGCUGCUGGAAAAAUCUGACCCUCGACCUGAAUACCAGAAAUCAUUUCACUGAAGCCCCCUGACCCACCCUUUGGGGCGAGCAGGAGAACCUCUGAUCGCUGCUUCAGCAAACGAGAGCAGAGGGCCCCACGCUGCUUGGCAGCCAGAGAGGUGUGGACUUCUACCCCAGAUCGGGGCUUUUACCCAAGCUCUCUCUGUUCUCAGAGGGGAGCAGCUAAACUAGUUGGUUAGGUUCCGUCAGAGUGACCUCCAGCGGCAUUGUGGGGGAAAAAUACUCCUUUUUAGCAAAAUUGGAAAUAUUGAGCAAUAUCAUUUCUUUGAUCAUGAAAUUCUCUCCAGGCUGCCUCUUUAGGGAAGUGGCUACAACAAAAGCCUUUCUUUUGGACAUGGAGCAAGAUCUCAGCCAUCUUUAUCCCUGCAAAGAUAAGACUCACCCCAGGGAAGUGCCUUUGGUGCCACUGAAAGAAGAGGCCCUCUUCCAUUCUGAAAAGGGAGCAGGCCAAAAAUUCCAACAAUUCUGGAAUUUUUACACCAACUAUAUUUGUACCUCCUGUGAUUUUUUUUCUACUUCAAGAUUGCUUUAAAUGUUACCUGAAAUCAUUUGGGGGUAGAGAUGUGUCAGAGGGUACGGGAGACUAUGCCAGUUUGAACAUCUUUCUCUCCUAGCAAGAAAUGUUUGGAUGUGAGAUUAAGGUUAGAUUAAAUAAAAUUUUUCUAACAGAA
Messenger RNA from Gracilinanus agilis (Agile Gracile Mouse Opossum), 2175 nucleotides. It is a transcript of the gene SLC46A1, whose product is annotated as solute carrier family 46 member 1. Gene Ontology annotation, cellular component: plasma membrane. Gene Ontology annotation, molecular function: transmembrane transporter activity. Gene Ontology annotation, biological process: transmembrane transport. Bases 101 to 1504 code for a protein of 467 amino acids. Lineage: Eukaryota; Metazoa; Chordata; Mammalia; Didelphimorphia; Didelphidae. The transcript has 5 exons. The record is from RefSeq and is a predicted model, not a curated record.